GUUAAAUUACCUUUUUUGUAAAUAUUAAAUUUAAAAACUAAACACCAUCAUACAUGUCAUGAACUGUGAAAAUAUCUUCAAGUAUCAUGAUAUGAUUUUUUUUGCCAUAUUGCUUUCUCCUAGAUGUAUUUUUUCACUGCACACUUUACAGAAUGCUCCCGUUUAAUAAAAGACCUUCUCCUUGUCCUCCACUGAUUCUUAAAAAAAGAAAGUCCCUUGCAGCUGGAUGCAGAGUGCACACUUCAUUAAGCUGCUCAGGCCCAAAUUAGAAACAAUCCUUGGAGAAUGGGUCCUAGGAAACACUGGUACGGGGCCAGAAUCCUAACAUGCUCAAUACUAAACUUCUGCUGCUUUCCCAUUAGGAUCACUUUUUAUCUUGAAGAUCUUAAAAAUGUAUUUAGACAAGAAAAAAUGUUCUUCAGACAAGAAUGUAUUUGUCCUGAAUUUCCUUGGGCAUAUAUAUAUUUUCAUACGCCAGUUCUGCAAGUCUCAGGUGUAUGACAUUAUAAACACUCCUACAGGGAGUUUUGUUUAAGAGCUCUCAUGUGACUUCCAGUACGAGCAUGUCAACUCAAAAAUGUCAGCCAGCACUUCCAUUUUUAGCCUCGUCUGUUUUAUAACUCUGGGAUUCUGUUUAUUUGAGCUCUAUCUCUGUUUCUUGUCCGCUCUGACUCACUCUGGCCACUAAGGGACAUUUCAGAGUUGAGCAGCAUGAAUCAGUGCUUAUAGCCAUGCAGAAGUCUAUAGGCGCUGAGCUGAACACAGCUCGCCACAGACAGCAUUAGGAAAGCGGGCUGUAGUGGAAAUAAUGCCGCUUGGUGCUGAUGAAUAAAAGAUAGAGGUCGAGCGUUUUUCUGACACACGUCAGCCUUGCUGAGCAAAACAGCCACCUACAUGUCUAUGUUUUUGCAUUUAUUCAUACGAACGGCGCUUUUAUUUUUAUCUGAAGUGACUUACAACUGACGCAGAUGAGAGCUAAGUGGAUUCAAGGAUCCAAGCCUGGGAUUUGAAAAGUAUUCAGAAAAGAUUCAGAUGUAAUUUCUGGCUGAAACGUUUACAUUCUUCAGUGAUGUACCCAAUAAGCCUGUCAGAACAGAUUUCACUAUUUAAAAUACCUCUUUAUUUUUAGUUCAAUUCUUUUAAUUUUACUGGCAGACAAAAAUUCAGGUUUGAGUGUUUAAUUCUACUUUUAGUCUCAUGAUGCAAGUCUGUCAACAUAGUACAUAUCACAUAUUUUUUAAAAUGAUGUAUUAAUCUAAUUAAUAACUAAUUAAUUACAAAACCAAACAAAAGAUUAUUACACGUAAGUAGUUCAGUGAAUAGUAUACAGUGUCCUGUGUAGUGUGUCUUGAUGAAUAGGAAGAAGUUUUGACCUAGAUUUGGCCUGAUGUUGAAGAUGACAGAUUUUGAAGUGGUAGCAUGCGAAAUGUAAAAUCAAAGUAUAUAUCGACGACAAGAAAAUUGGCAUUAAUGUUUAAAAACACACACACUAUGAGUAACUAUGAGAAGCAAUAUGAAGUCAUAUUACUUCAUAUUUUUACUUAUAGAUACAAUAAACAUUGAUUAAUGCAGGUGUUUAGUAUUUGACUUCUAUGGUUCAUUAUUACAAAAUAAACUAAUACGACCUUUAACUACUUCGUUACUGUAAUGCUCUAAAUAACCUUAUUUUUAAGGAAAUCUUUUAAUUUAAAGUUAGUACAUUGAUGAUGAAUUAUGAUGUUACCUUUUUUAUCAGUUUAAAUUUUAAAUGAUAUUAAAAUCUGAAUGUAAGAAUCAUGAAAACCCAUUUAAAAAAAAUAAAUAAAAUCCACAGGGAUUUAUUUUCAAGCUGCCAAGAUGAGUGCAAUAUGUGCCAAGAUGAAACUACUACUCCAUCACUGUAGUCUUGUGCCAGUUAGUAUCUGAUUAUCCUUCUUUCACAGAGCUUUUGUAGCAUUGGAGGCCUGACUUUGGCCCCUGGCGCGAGUUAAAGACUAGCGUGACGGGCAUGCUGUUUACCUCCCUCAGCCUCACAGGGCUGGCGGAGCAUGAGGCCAGCUCAAUGUUCUGGCUCCUUGGCGCUCGGGUGCGGCUAUUCCUGGCCUCGUUAUUUUGGGCUUAAGGCAUUAGGGCGCUAAGAUUAGCCUCGGUUAUCAUUCUGUCUGAGUUAACUCCUAAUAAAACCACCCACCGGAAAGGCUUUAUUUAUAAACCUCACUCUUUCUGCUGUUGCACAUGGAACUUUUUUUGUUGUUUUUUACAGAACACCUCCUUCAUCUACCUGUGUGAGAACAUCAGUUGUAGUGUUCAUGGUUGUAGAAUUUCCUGAUCAUAAUUAGGAACGGUACAUGGAUUAUGUCUCCUCAGAGCAGGCAGUUACAGGAGCAGAUGCUGGAGUCUAUUAGUAGUAAUUAACAUGGAGGUCAGUGUCGUGCUUCUGUUUUGGUGCCCGCUGCUUUUUGUGGAGUGUGUAUUUUCAGGGUGAGGGGCCCCAGGAGUCAGACUGACUAGUGGCCACUUCACACACACUUUUACUUCGGUCAUGGUUGUGUUCAGAGUCAAAUACACUUGGCUGUGAGUCAGGUACUGACAACGUGUCCCGGGCUGCAUAGUGAAGUCACAAAGAGGAUCGGAGUUGUUGUCCCCAGUGGGCAGGUCUGAGGUCAGUAUGCCGGAGUGGGAGCGGGACUCAGAGGAAUGGGAGAGGCAGCUACAGAGGGAACUCCUGCUGAUCCAGAGACAGCAGCAGAUCCAGAAACAGCUGCUCAUCGCCGAGUUUCAGAAACAACAUCAGGCUUUACUGAGGCAGCAUCAGGCUCAGCUACAAGAGCACAUCAAGCUCCAGCAGGCUUUGUUGACCCUCCGACAGCAGCAGGAAGCUCUUGCUGAGGAGCGCACGCCUGAGAUAGAGAUAGAUGAGGAGAGAGAGGAGGUGCAGGGGGAGGAGCUGGAGCGCCACAGGAGGGAGCAAUCUCAACAGCAGCACCUCAACCACAGGAAGAAGGAGCGCAGCAAAGAGAGCCUGGAUCUUUUUCCUUCAGGUGCUAUGGCCAGCACAGAGGUGCGACAAAAACUGCACAACUUCCUGCUGAAUAAAUCGGCUAAAGACACACCUCCGUCUGGUCACCCGCUCAACCAGCGAGCCAAACUCUGGUACAUCACCAGCCAGCACAUGUCCAUGGAGCAGAAGUCUCCUCCGUUAGGAGAGACGCCUCCUACAUUCAAAUCCCCCCUGCCCUCUGGCCUGGACACCAGGGAGGAGGACUUCCCCCUCAGGAAGACGGCAUCUGAGCCUAAUCUGAAGGUGCGCUCGCGGCUGAAGCAGAAGGUUUCUGAGAGGAGGAGCGGUCCUAUCCAGCGCCGAAGAGACGGGAGUGUGCUCGUCACGCCACCUAAGAAACGCCCGCUGGAGCUCAGUGACUCCUCAGCCAAUGACAGCUCUCCCAGCUCUGGGCCCAGCUCUCCCAUUGGCUUAUGCAGCAAUGAGAAUGGAACAAGCUACCAGGCCAGCUCCGCCCAAAUGGAGAAAUAUUUGCCACAGGGGGGAAUUCUGAAGGCAGACGGCUCUCUCGCUCUGUUGAACCUCUACACGUCACCUUCCCUUCCUAACCUCACCUUAGGCGUCCACUCUGGGCCUUCGCCAAUCAGUCCUGCUUCAGCAGUAAAGGACCGAGCGGGUGAGGCGAGCUCGGUGUCAUCUGCUUCACGGGAUCCGAAGGUGAACACCAGUCAUCAGGCUCUGCUGCAGCACCUGUUACUGAAAGAGCAGACCAGACAGCAGAAGAUCCUCACGUCUGGCAGUGUCUCAGUUCUCCCCCAGUCUCCUCUGGUGAUGAAGGAGCGUUCAGGAGGAGGCUCUCGUCCCAGGCUGCCUCGGCACCGGCCUCUUAACCGGACCCAGUCAGCGCCGCUUCCCCAGAGCACACUGGCUCAACUCGUCCUCCAACAGCAACACCACAACUUUGUGGAGAAACAGAAGCAAUACCACCAGCAGGUCCACAUCAACCAGAUGCUGUCGCAGUCCAUCGAGCAGCUGAGGAACCCCACCGCUCACCUGGAGGAGGACGAGGAGGCGAGAGGCCUGGAGCUCACGCUGCCCCCUGCUGGAGUCAUCCGGAGCCACAGCAGCAGCAGCAGCAGCAGCAUUCAGUUAGAGAUGAGCGGCCAGAGCGAGAACCCCAGCGCCCCAGCCAGCGUGAUCAGGGUGAAAGAAGAGCCGCUGGAUCCCGAGAGCAGGAUGGAGGAAGGAGGAAGGGAUGAAGGUGUAUCAGGGAGAAGGGAUGAAAGAAAAGAAAGAGGAGAGGAGCCGAUGAAGGAGGUCAAGUCUGAACAGAAUGUAGAGAGUAUGACUGAGACGGACGUCUGAGAAAGAGAUGAAGAAAAGAAGAAAGAAAGACAGAGGGUCAGAGAGAAGGAUAGAAAGAGAGAAUGAAUACAAUAAAAAGUUUCAGAGACAGGAAGAAUGAAGAAAAAGAGAACGAGAAGACAGAAUGUAUGAGUGCAGGAGUGUAAAAGCACCUUUUCGUCUCAAUACAGAGCUCUCCCUUUAUUCUUUUCCUCACAUUUCUCAUCACAUCCUUCUUGUCUUUUCAUUCUUUCUCUACUGAUCUUAUAUGGAGAAGAUUAAGAUCAUUACCACUGACAGCGUUAUCCCAGGCAAUAGAAAUAUUUAUAAAUGUAAUAUUAAAGGUAUGAUCAGCAGUGUGACAGAUUUUAAGGAGAGGCUCUGGCGUUGCAAAAAUAACAUUUCCACAACAUAUACAGAAAAUAUAACGUGAAAAUAUUUUGCGUUAAAAUGUACUUAUAAGGUCAUUCAGCCAAGCACAGUGGCAACAUUAGUGUUAAUGUUUUUCUUCAUUAUUAUCAAGAACAGUUUCACAAUCUAGAAUUUCCUAAAUAUGGCUAUGUUGAUUAUAUAUGCAAAUAUUUCAGCACUGAAAUGUAUUAAGAUGAAAACUAGCAUUUGCAAUCUUGCUUUUCCAAAAAGCAAACCUGAGAUUUGCAAAAUUAAUAAAAUUAGGAAUACAUCAUUUAUGGACUUAUUUAAAACAAGUAUGUCCAUACUGUAUAUGUAAUGCAUAUCUUCUAGUUAACUGUAAUAAGUAAGCUAUUUGGGAAUUUCAGUUUUCCAAAGGGUCUGAUCUGGGAAUGUUAGGAAUGUAAUUUCACUCAUACAGCUACGAUCGCAAGGACUUUUCAGUAUCCGUCAGAAGCACACUGAUACACAAAUGGGAAAGAAAUGAAAGGAAAAGUUUUCUUCCAAAAGAUUUUCCCUCAGUUGGUGUUGUGAUGGUGGUGAAGAGCUCCAAAAUCCCCUAUAGGUGUUCAAUGGAGUUGAGAUCAGGUAAGUGUGAAGGCCAUAGCAUAUGAUUUACAUCAUUUUCAUCCUCAACAAACUAUUCAGUGAGCCCUCGUGCCCUUUGGAUGUGGGGUGGAGUCAUCCUGGAAGAGGCCACUCCCAUGAGGAUAGAAAAGAAUCUAGAAAGAAGUACUUUUAUUGAUUUUUCGUGAUGAUUUUCUCUAAGAGGAGAAGUGGAGCCAAGCCAUGGCAAUAAAAAUAAAUAAAUUCCCUACAGCAUACCAGAGACGGAGGAUAGAGAUUGAUUUUUGGGUGAACUGUACAAAGUUUGUGCAUAGUACGAGUGUGCCAAACUGUUGUUAUAGACUUUUGGAUGUGAGCUGACCGCUUUAAUUAGUUUCUCCUCCAUCCUCCGUAAUAUCCGUGUGAAUGACGAAACAUUUCUUCUAUUUGCUGACGCAUGUCAAAAAAAGUUAAAUCAACCCAUCAAAAAUGUUUGUCUCCGGUGGAUCUUAGAGUGUAAAUUUUCCACGUUGCUAUGUGCCAUAUUGUGUGUUCUCUGCCAACACAACAUUUUCAUUUAAAUCAGCAGCGAAAGGUGCGAUUAUGACAGAUAGCAAAAUGUCCUUGUGAACGCAGCCUAACAUUUCUGUUUUAAUGUUCCUUCCACUUAAAAAAGUUUCAGCAAAUUUGUAGGAAAGUUUCUAAAUGUUGAGUAAAAAGUAAAGAACGUUGUGAAAACACUGAAAAGUUUCUAAAACUGGAACAUUCAGAAAAUGUUCUGCCAACCUGAAAAUAUUUGCUGGGAUGCUGGCAAUGCCAUCUUACUGUGAUCAAUCUCUCUCUCUCUCGCUCUCUCUCUCUCUCUCUCUCUCUCUCUCUCUGAGAAGUGACACUGAUACACACACAUGACAGUCUGCCACUGAUUUAUACUGUUGUGGUCUCUCUUUCAUAUGUAUAUUGUUGUGCAUAAUAUAGAAAAGCCAUGACCUCCAAAAUUUCAUUUUUACCAGCCAGGAUUUUCAGCGUCUGUGUAAAAAAAAAACCCUGAUAGUGAGCUUUUCUGUUUUUUCUGUUUGUAAAUGUACAUAUAAGAACUGGGGCGAGUGUCUUUUGUUUCCAUUUUGCUGAUCUUAAUUUAGUCCCUUGUGCUGUUAAACAUGUCGAGUGCAUUCUGCCACGUUUGCCUUUAAAGUGAGCCGCCAAACCUGCAACCAUUUGAGUGUCCUUUCUUACAUUUUACAAAUUGUGCAGUUUAUUCAUCUGAACACUGGGACUAUUUGUUGAAAAUUGUACAUUUUACGUUUAUUAUUAUUAUUAUUCUGUGUAGUUUAAUUAAACUGAUCUCAUCCAA
This is a messenger RNA of Pangasianodon hypophthalmus (striped catfish), 6632 nucleotides long. RefSeq names its product histone deacetylase 9-B. Gene Ontology annotation, cellular component: histone deacetylase complex. Gene Ontology annotation, biological process: chromatin organization. The record is from RefSeq and is a predicted model, not a curated record. Lineage: Eukaryota; Metazoa; Chordata; Actinopteri; Siluriformes; Pangasiidae. Gene Ontology annotation, molecular function: histone deacetylase activity. Bases 2648 to 4345 code for a protein of 565 amino acids. The transcript is spliced from 11 exons.